Messenger RNA from Cyphomyrmex costatus, 370 nucleotides. It is a transcript of the gene Tert, whose product is annotated as telomerase reverse transcriptase. Lineage: Eukaryota; Metazoa; Arthropoda; Insecta; Hymenoptera; Formicidae. The record is from RefSeq and is a predicted model, not a curated record. The coding region runs from base 33 to 311 and encodes 92 amino acids. The transcript has 3 exons.
CUUCGAUCUUAUCUCAUAUUUAUUAUCAACACAUGAUUAGAGAGAUAUUCUCUGAAUAUACAGACAACGGUCUUUUAGUUAUAUAUGUUGAUGAUAUUUUAUAUUUGACUGAGACUGAACAUCAUGCAGCAAAAUUUCUAGAAAUUAUUAGGAAUGGCAUACCUGAGUAUAAUGUAAGAUUCAAUCCAAAUAAAACACGAACAAAUGUGGGAAUGCCUUACGCACCCGUAAUGAUAAAAUUUCUAGGAUGGAAAGUACCAACCUUUAAUCAGGUCCGUACGCAAUAUCAGUUUACCAACAAAGUUAAUUAACUAUUUCAUCGACCGCAACAUUGUAAAAUAUGACGCUGAUGUACGUAUGAUCUUGAAGG